This is a messenger RNA of Tremella mesenterica DSM 1558, 987 nucleotides long. RefSeq lists its product as uncharacterized. The coding region runs from base 1 to 987 and encodes 328 amino acids. Gene Ontology annotation, molecular function: double-stranded DNA binding. NCBI's taxonomy places the organism in Eukaryota, Fungi, Basidiomycota, Tremellomycetes, Tremellales, Tremellaceae. Gene Ontology annotation, biological process: DNA replication; DNA damage response. The record is from RefSeq and is a predicted model, not a curated record. The transcript is spliced from 4 exons. Gene Ontology annotation, cellular component: nucleus.
AUGGGAAAAGCCGAAGCUGGUACACCAAAGGCUAUAGCCAAUGCCAUCAAGGCCAAAGGUCUGGGAAGAUUGAGAUGGUAUUGUCAGAUAUGUGAGAAACAAUGUCGUGAUGAGAAUGGUUUCCAGGCACACUGUCGUUCCGAACCACACAUGCGAAAAAUGAUGAUAGUCGGUCCUAAAGCAGGUCAAACCAUUGCGGAUUUCUCGCGUCAAUUUCAAUAUGAAUUCGUCACUCUUCUCCGUACUCGACACAACACCGUGCGAGUAAGAGCUAAUGCGGUUUACAACGAAUACAUUCAAGACAAACAUCAUGUUCAUAUGAACGCUACGAGAUGGGUGACGUUGAGUGGGUUCAUAAUGACACUUGGAAAAGCGGGGAUCGUAAAGGUUGAUGAGGAUGAACAGGGUUUAUGGAUUCAAUGGAUUGAUAGUACCCCUCAGACGUUGGCGAAGCAGGCCGCUUUGCAGAAACGCGAAAGAGCAGAGAUGGAUGGAGAAGAAAGAGAACGGGCCGUGUUGGAAGAACAAAUCGCUCGAGCUCGUGCGGCCUUACCUGAGGAAGUGACGAAAGACGCCGGAUUACAAAAAGCCGAGGGAGAGAAGAUCUCUCUAAGUUUGAACCUCAACACGAACCCAAACCUCUCCCCGUUGGACCGCAAUGUCGAAGCCGAAGCUGGACCAUCGACCAUAUCACUUGCACCCACUGAAACAAGCGAAACAUCAAAAUCCACAAUCUCCUUUGGAUCCAUUUCUAAACCUUCCGUCGCCCCCGUUACCAUCACAAACCCACUGAAGCGACCAGCACCGGUCAACGUGUUCAAAUCUUCGAAAAUGGCCAAGACGGAGGGAGAGGGAAGAGAAGGAGAAGGACAGAAGUCUCGUCCGGGAUAUGUAUCAGAAGUGGAGAGGUUGAUGAAAGAGGAUCAAGCUAGAAAAGCGAGGGGUCCACAGGGAUAUCAGGGUUUUGGUCCUAGACGAGGUAAAUGA